UUGUUCUUAGUUCCAACCCACCUAAUACCUAACAUUUAUAGAACCGUAGAAUAGAGGUUGCUAUAGCAAUACAUACAGUGGAGAAAUUUUGAUUGUUGUGAGAUAAUGUCUGCUUCAGAGGAUAAGGGAAAAAAAUUCUCUCACUCUUCUUGGUCCCUACUAUGCUGUAGAAAUGGUAUCUCUUCAACAACUACUUCAGCAGCAGAAAGGGAAAAAAACAGUGAAGAACUAAGCAGGAAUAGUUCAAGAUCAUCAUCCAAUAAGAAGCCAGGAGGAUGGAAGGCCAUGCCUUUUAUUUUAGGCAAUGAAACGUUUGAGAGGUUGGCUGCAUUUGGUUUGUUUGCUAACUUUAUGGUGUAUUUGACGAGAGAGUUUCAUUUGGACCAAGUUUAUGCUUCAAAUAUUCUCAACAUAUGGAGUGGUAUCACCAACUUCUUCCCUUUGAUUGGUGCCUUCAUUUCUGAUGCCUAUGUUGGUCGCUUCUGGACCAUAGCUUUUGCUUCCUUUUCUUCUCUACUGGGGAUGGUGGUGGUGACUUUAACAGCAUGGUUACCAGAGUUGCAUCCUCCACCAUGCACUCCUCAGCAACAAGCAUUGAACCAAUGUGUUAAAGCUAGCACACCUCACCUAGGUGCUCUACUUACGGGACUUUGCCUAUUAAGCGUAGGCUCUGCUGGCAUAAGGCCAUGUAGCAUCCCAUUUGGUGUGGACCAAUUUGACCCCUCCACAGAUGAAGGGAAAAAAGGUAUCAAUAGCUUCUUUAAUUGGUACUACACCACUUUCACGGUGGUGUUGUUGAUCACUCAAACAGUGGUUGUGUAUAUCCAAGACUCCGUUAGCUGGAAGAUAGGUUUUGCCAUACCAACAGUGUGUAUGUUCUGCUCCAUCAUCAUGUUCUUUGUGGGAACAAGGAUCUACGUCCAUGUGAAGCCAGAAGGAAGCAUUUUCACUAGCAUUGCACAAGUUCUAGUGGCCGCUUAUAGAAAACGAAAAGUUGAGCUACCACGUGAGAAGCAUGUUGAUGGGGUUUUCUAUGAUCCUCCACUUAUUGGGACAAACGUUUUGUCAAAGCUACCAUUGACCAACCAAUUUAGGGGUUUGAAUAAAGCAGCUGUAAUAAUGGAGGGGGAGCUAAACCCUGAUAGGAGUAGAGCAAAUAAGUGGAAACUUGUCAGCAUCCAACAAGUGGAAGAGGUUAAAUGCUUGGCAAGGAUUUUCCCAAUUUGGGCUGCUGGGAUCCUAGGUUUUACUUCCAUGGCACAACAAGGAACAUUUACUGUGUCACAAGCCUUGAAAAUGGACAGACACCUUGGACCAAAAUUCCAAAUCCCAGCCGGUUCACUUGGGGUCAUAUCAUUCAUCACCAUAGGUGUGUGGGUUCCAUUCUAUGACAGAAUCAUGGUGCCAACACUAAGGAGAGUCACUAAGCAUGAGGGGGGGAUCACACUCCUUCAGAGAAUUGGAAUUGGCAUGGUGUUCUCCAUCUUAUCCAUGGUUGUUGCUGCAUUGGUGGAAAAAGUGAGAAGAGAUUUGGCAAAUGCAAAUCCAAGCCCACUUGGAAUUGCCCCCAUGUCAGUCCUGUGGCUGGUCCCACAACUAGUCCUGAUGGGCCUGUGUGAGGCAUUCAAUGUGAUUGGACAAAUUGAGUUCUUCAACAGGCAAUUCCCUGAUCAUAUGAGAAGCAUUGCCAAUGCAUUGUUCUCUUGCUCUUUUGCUGGGGCUAGCUAUGUUAGCAGUGCACUAGUCACCACUGUUCAUCAUGUCACUAGAACACAUAGCCACCCAGAUUGGUUGACAAAUGAUAUAAAUGCUGGAAGGCUUGAUUAUUUUUACUAUCUGGUAGCAGGAACUGGAGUCCUCAACUUGGUUUAUUUUCUGAUUGUGGCUCAAAGAUAUCAUUACAAGGGAAGUGGUGACCUCCAAGAUAAUGCUCAAGAUGUGGAGUUAGCUUCAAAAGGAAAGAGUUAGAUUACUAUAGUGCUAAGAAUGAAGAUUCUAAAUAAAUAAGAAUAAGAGGAAGAAAAAAUAAUUUACAUAUUAUAUAUAUAUAUAUAUAUAUAUAUAUAUAUAUAUAUAUAUUAUAUCUUUUUUUCGAAAGUUGUACUAUGUAAUUAACGUGUUUGGAAAAAUGUUGAGAAGUAAAAAAUUACAUUUCAGAUAUAAUAAUUAUAGUUUAUGUUUGAUUUCAA
Glycine soja is the source of this 2189-nucleotide messenger RNA. Its product is annotated as protein NRT1/ PTR FAMILY 2.13-like. Gene Ontology annotation, biological process: transmembrane transport. The coding region runs from base 106 to 1968 and encodes 620 amino acids. The transcript has 4 exons. Gene Ontology annotation, molecular function: transmembrane transporter activity. The record is from RefSeq and is a predicted model, not a curated record. Gene Ontology annotation, cellular component: plasma membrane. Lineage: Eukaryota; Viridiplantae; Streptophyta; Magnoliopsida; Fabales; Fabaceae.